Messenger RNA from Gorilla gorilla gorilla (western lowland gorilla), 6631 nucleotides. It is a transcript of the gene IFI44L, whose product is annotated as interferon induced protein 44 like. Lineage: Eukaryota; Metazoa; Chordata; Mammalia; Primates; Hominidae. Bases 662 to 2020 code for a protein of 452 amino acids. The transcript is spliced from 9 exons. The record is from RefSeq and is a predicted model, not a curated record. Gene Ontology annotation, biological process: immune response.
AGUGCAGACAGGCUUGGCUUUGAACAGCAUCCAGCUCCACGAUUCUAUCAGCUAAAUUAUUUUUUUUUUGUACUUUAAGAAAUAGGGAUAGUCAUAGUGUUUACUGUACGCAGUUGUUCUGAGGAGAAAUUAGGAAAAGGUAUGCAGUUACACAGUGCCACGUACAACUCUAAAUUCCAAUUAAUAAACGUAGGACAAACGAGGGAAGUAGAAAAACGCACAAUAAAUGUUAACUAUUAGCUUUACUGCAGUUUCUUCUUGGUAGUUAUCAUUUCAUGCCUGCCUACAUAUGGGCUACAAGGGGACCAGUGAUAGUUUUUAUGUGCUCAGCAAGAUUUUUUUUUUCUUUCUUUCUCUUCCUAGUGAGGAAAAAGAUAGUGGCAGUUGGCAUGCUGCCAGCUGAGUUUUUUUGCUGCUUUGAGUUUCAGGUUUCUUUCUUUCUCUUCCUAGUGAGGAAAAAGAAAGUUAGUGGCAGUUGGCAUGCUGCCAGCUGAGUUUUUUUGCUGCUUUGAGUUUCAGUUUUCUUUCUUUCCUAGAGUCUCUGAAGCCACAGAUCUCUUAAGAACUUUCUGUCUCCAAACCGUGGCUGCUCGAUAAAUCAGACAGAACAGUUAAUCCUCAAUUUAAGCCUGAUCUAACCCUUAGAAACAGAUAUAGAACAAUGGAAGUGACAACAAGAUUGACAUGGAAUGAUGAAAAUCAUCUGCGCAAGCUGCUUGGAAAUGCUUCUUUGAGUCUUCUCUAUAAGUCUAGUGUUCAUGGAGGUAGCAUUGAAGAUAUGGUUGAAAGAUGCAGCCGUCAGGGAUGUACUAUAACAAUGGCUUACAUUGAUUACAAUAUGAUUGUAGCCUUUAUGCUUGGAAAUUAUAUUAAUUUACGUGAAAGUUCUACAGAGCCAAAUGAUUCCCUAUGGUUUUCACUUCAAAAGAAAAAUGACGCCACUGAAAUAGAAACUUUACUCUUAAAUACAGCACCAAAAAUUAUUGAUGAGCAACUGGUGUGUCGUUUAUCGAAAACGGAUAUUUUCAUUAUAUGUCGAGAUAAUAAAAUUUAUCUAGAUAAAAUGAUAACAAGAAACUUGAAACUAAAGUUUUAUGGCCACCGUCAGUAUUUGGAAUGUGAAGUUUUUCGAGUUGAAGGAAUUAAGGAUAACCUAGACAACAUAAACAGGAUAAUUAAAGCCAGAGAGCACAGAAAUAGGCUUCUAGCAGACAUCAGAGACUACAAGCCCUAUGCAGACUUGGUUUCAGAAAUUCGUAUUCUUUUGGUGGGUCCAAUUGGGUCUGGAAAGUCCAGUUUUUUCAAUUCAGUCAAGUCUAUUUUUCAUGGCCAUAUGACUGGCCAAGCCGUAGUGGGGUCUGAUAUCACCAGCAUAACCGAGCGGUAUAGGAUAUAUUCUGUUAAAGAUGGAAAAAAUGGAAAAUCUCUGCCAUUUAUGUUGUGUGACACUAUGGGGCUAGAUGGGGCAGAAGGAGCAGGACUGUGCAUGGCUGACAUUCCCCACAUCUUAAAAGGUUGUAUGCCAGACAGAUAUCAGUUUAAUUCCCGUAAACCAAUUACACCUGAGCAUUCUACUUUUAUCACCUCUCCAUCUCUGAAGGACAGGAUUCACUGUGUGGCUUAUGUCUUAGACAUCAACUCUAUUGACAAUCUCUCCUCUAAAAUGUUGGCAAAAGUCAAGCAAGUUCACAAAGAAGUAUUAAACUGUGGUAUAGCAUAUGUGGCCUUGCUUACUAAAGUGAAUGAUUGCAGUGAGGUUCUUCAAGACAACUUUUUAAACAUGAGUAGAUCUAUGACUUCUCAAAGCCAGGUCAUGAAUGUCCAUAAAAUGCUAGGCAUUCCUAUUUCCAAUAUUUUGAUGGUUGGAAAUUAUGCUUCAGAUUUCGAACUGGACCCCAUGAAGGAUAUUCUGAUCCUCUCUGCACUGAGGCAGAUGCUGCGGGCUGCAGAUGAUUUUUUAGAAGAUUUGCCUCUUGAGGAAACUGGUGCAAUUGAGGGAGCGUUACAGCCCUGCAUUUGAGAUAAGUUGCCUUGAUUCUGACAUUUGGCCCAGCCUGUACUGGUGUGCCGCAAUGAGAGUCAAUCUCUAUUGACAGCCUGCUUCAGAUUUUGCUUUUGUUCAUUUUGCCUUCUGUCCUUGGAACAGUCAUAUCUCAAGUUCAAAGGCCAAACCUGAGAAGCGGUGGGCUAAGAUAGGUCCUACUGCAAACCACCCCUCCAUUAUUUCUGUACCAUUUACAAUUCAGUUUCUGUGACAUCUUUUUAAACCACUCGAGGAAAAAUGAGAUAUUCUCUAAUUUAUUCUUCUAUAACACUCUAUAUAGAGCUAUGUGAGUACUAAUCACAUUGAAUAAUAGUUAUAAAAUUAUUGUAUAGACAUCUGCUUUCUUAAACAGAUUGUGAGUUCUUUGAGAAACAGCGUGGAUUUUACUUAUCUAUGUAUUCACAGAGCUUAGCACAGUGCCUGGUAACGAGCAAGCAUACUUGACAUUACUUUUCCUUCCCACUCUCUCCAACAUCACAUUCACUUUAAAUUUUUCUGUAUAUAGAAAGGAAAACUAGCCUGGGCAACAUGAUGAAACCCCAUCUCCACUGCAAAAAAAAAAAAAAAAAAAAAAGGAAAGAACAAAACAAACCCCACAAAAAUUAGCUGGGUAUGAUGGCACGUGCCUGUAGUCCCAGUUACUCAGGAUGAUUGAUUGAGCCUUGGAGGUGGAGGCUACGGUGAGCUGAGAUUGUGCCACUGCGCUCUAGCCAGGGAGAAAGAGUGAGAUCCUGGCUCAAAAAAACAAAAUAGAACAAAACAAACAAACGAAAAACAGAAAGGAAGACUGAAAGAGAAUGAAAAGCUGGGGAGAGGAAAUAAAAAUAAAGAAGGAAGAGUGUUUCAUUUAUAUCUGAAUGAAAAUAUGAAUGACUCUAAGUAAUUGAAUUAAUUAAAAUGAGCCAAAUUUUUUUUAACAAUUUAUAUUUUAUUUCUAUGGGAAAAAAUAAAUAUUCCUCUUCUAACAAACCCAUGCUUGAUUUUCAUUAAUUGAAUUCCAAAUCAUCCUAGCCAUGUGUCCUUCCAUUUAGGUUACUGGUGCAAAUCAGUAAGAAAGUUCUUAUAUUUAUGCUCCAAAUAAUUCUGAAGUCCUCUUACUAGCUGUGAAAGCUAGUACUAUUAAGAAAGAAAAACAAAAUUCCCAAAAGAUAGCUUUCACUUUUUUUUUUCCUUAAAGACUUCCGAAUUCUCUUCUCCAAAUUCUUAAUCUUCUUCAAAAUAAUAUGCUUUGGUUCAAUAGUUAUCCACAUUCUGACAAUCUAAUUUAGUUUUAGUCAGAAUUAUACUCAUCUUUUGGGUAGUCAUAGAUAUUAAGAAAGCAAGAGUUUCUUAUGUCCAGUUAUGGAAUAUUUCCUAAAGCAAGGCUGCAAGUGAAGUUGUACUCAAGUGAAUGUUCAGGAGACACAAUUCAGUGGAAGAAAUUAAGUCUUUAAAAAAGACCUAGGAAUAGGAGAACCAUGGAAAUUGAGGAGGUAGGCCUACAAGUAGAUAUUGGGAACAAAAUUAGAGAGGCAACCAGAAAAAGUUAUUUUAGGCUCACCAGAGUUGUUCUUAUUGCACAGUAACACACCAAUAUACCAAAACAGCAGGUAUUGCAGUAGAGAAAAAGUUUGAUAAUUGAAUGGCAGAAAAAUAAGGAAGGUUGAGGAAACCUCAAAUCCACCUCCCUGCUGAGUCUAAGUUUAGGAUUUUUAAGAGAAAGGCAGGUAAGGUGCUGAAGGUCUGGAGCUGCUGAUUUGUUGGGGUAUAGGGAAUGAAAUGAAACAUACAGAGAUGAAAACUGGAAGGUUUUUUUGUUUUUUGUUUUUUUUUUUUCUGAGUCAGUUCCUUGGAGGGGAUCUUCAGACUGACUGGUGUCAGCAGACCCAUGGGAUUCCAAGAUCUGAAAAACUUUUUAGAUAGAAACUUGAUGUUUCUUAAUGUUACAUAUGUUAUCUUAUAGAAAUAACUAAGGGAAGUUAGUGCCUUGUGACCACAUCUAUGUGACUUUUAGGCGGUAAGAAACUAUAAGGAAAGGAGCUAACAGUCAUGCUGUAAGUAGCUACAAGGAAUUGGCUUAAAGGGAAACCAUCAUUCUCAGUAAACUAUCGCAAGAACAAAAAACCAAACACCACAUAUUCUCUCACUCAUAGGUGGGAAUUGAACAAUGAGAUCACAUGGACACAGGAAGGGGAAUAUCACACUCUGGGGACUGUUGUGGGGUGGGGGGAGGGGGGAGGGAUAGCAUUGGGAGAUAUACCUAAUGCUAGAUGACGAGUUAGUGGGUGCAGCGCACCAGCAUGGCACAUGUAUACACAUGUAACUAACCUGCACAAUGUGCACAUGUACCCUAAAACUUAAAGUAUAAUAAUAAUAAAAAAAAGGGCAAGCUGGUUAGUACUUAGCUGUGUUUUUAUUCAAAGUCUACAUUUUAUGUAGUGGUUAAUGUUUGCUGUUCAUUAGGAUGGUUUCACAGUUACCAUACAAAUGUAGAAGCAACAGGUCCAAAAAGUAGGGCAUGAUUUUCUCCAUGUAAUCCAGGGAGAAACCAAGCCAUGACCAUUGUUGGUUGGGAGACUGAAGGUGAUUGAAGGUUCACCAUCAUCCUCACCAACUUUCGGGCCAUAAUUCAGCCAUCCCUUUGGUGGAGCCUGAAAAAAGUCUGGGCAGAAUGUAGGACUUCUUUAUUUUGUUUAAAGGGGUAACACAGAGUGCCCUUAUGAAGGAGUUGGAGAUCCUGCAAGGAAGAGAAGGAGUGAAGGAGAGAUCAAGAGAGAGAAACAAUGAGGAACACUUCAUUUGACCCAACAUCCUUUAGGAGCAUAAAUGUUGACACUAAGUUAUCCCUUUUGUGCUAAAAUGGACAGUAUUGGCAAAAUGAUACCACAACUUCUUAUUCUCUGGCUCUAUAUUGCUUUGGAAACACUUAAACAUCAAACGGAGUUAAAUACAUAUUUGAAAUUUAGGUUAGGAAAUAUUGGUGAGGAGGCCUCAAAAAGGGGGAAACAUCUUUUGUCUGGGAGGAUAUUUUCCAUUUUGUGGAUUUCCCUGACCUUUUUCUACCACCCUGAGGGGUGGUGGGAAUUAUCAUUUUGCUACAUUUUAGAGGUCAUCCAGGAUUUUUGAAACUUUACAUUCUUUACGGUUAAGCAAGAUGUACAGCUCAGUCAAAGACACUAAAUUCUUCUUAGAAAAAUAGUGCUAAGGAGUAUAGCAGAUGAACUAUAAGUGUGUUGGGAGGGAGAAUAUCAUCUUAAAGUGAGAGUGAUGUUGUGGAGACAGUUGAAAUGUCAGUGCUAGAGUCUCUGUGGUGUGAAUGGGCAGGUUAGGUUGUUGCAUUAGAAAGUGACUGUUUCUGACAGAAAUUUGUAGCUUUGUGCAAACUCACCCACCAUCUACCUCAAUAAAAUAUAGAGAAAAGAAAAAUAGAGCAGUUUGAGUUCUAUGAGAUAUGCAGGCCCAGAGAGACAUAAGUAUGGUCCUUUAGUCUUGCUUCCCGUGUGCCACACUGACCCUCCACAACCAUAGCUGGGGGCAAUUGUGUAAAGUCAUUUUGUUCCCGACUAGCUGCCUUGCACAUUAUCUUCAUUUUCCUGGAAUUUGAUACAGAGAGCAAUUUAUAGCCAAUUGAUAGCUUAUGCUGUUUUAAUGUAAAUUCAUGGUAAAUAACUUAGGAACUGCCCCUUCUUUUUCUUCGAAAACCUACUUAUAACUGUUGCUAAUAAGAAUGUGUAUUGUUCAGGACAACUUGUCUCCAUACAGUUGGGUUGUAAGCCUCAUGCUUGGCCCAAAAAAACUCUCUACUUAUAUCAGUUUUUCCUACACUUCUUCCUUUUAGGUCAACAAUACCAAGAGGGGUUACUGUGCUGGGUAAUGUGUAAACUUGUGUCUUGUUUAGAAAGAUAAAUUUAAAGACUAUCACAUUGCUUUUUCAUAAAACAAGACAGCUCUACAAUUAAUUUAUUUUGACGCAAAUUGAUAGGGGGAGCCAAGUAAGCCCCAUAUGCUUAAUGGUCAGCUGAUGAAUAAUCAUCUCCUAGCAACAUAACUCAAUCUAAUGCUAAGGUACCCACAAGAUGGCAAGGCUGAUCAAAGUCGUCAUGGAGUCCUGCAACCAAAAGCCAUGGGAAUUUGGAAGCCCUCAAAUCCCAUUCCUAAUCUGAUGAGUCUAUGGACCAAUUUGUGGAGGACAGUAGAUUAAAUAGAUCUGAUUUUUGCCAUCAGUGUAAGGAGGAUAAAAGCUUGCAUACCAAUUGUAAACCCUUGCAAAAUCUUUCUCUGAUGUUGGAGAAAAUGGGCCAGUGAGAUCAUAGAUAUAGAAGUACAGUCAAUGUUCAGCUGUACCCUCCUCCCAAUCCCACUUCCUUCCUCAAUACAAUUCAAACAAAUAGACUCAGACUGUUUCAGGCUCCAGGACAGGAAGUGCAGUGUAAGCAAAAUUGCAAAAAUUGAGGGCACAGGGGUGGAGGUGGGGGGGUUGAGUAACAAGCUGUGCUAAAUAAUUAUGUGUAAAUAUAUUUUUUCAUUUUUAAAAAUUGAUUUCUUUUGCACAUUCCAUGACAAUAUCUGUCAUAUUUUUUAAAUAAAUGCAAAGAAGCAUACGUCCAA